This is a messenger RNA of Lutzomyia longipalpis, 2295 nucleotides long. Its product is annotated as endoplasmic reticulum membrane-associated RNA degradation protein-like. The record is from RefSeq and is a predicted model, not a curated record. The transcript has 3 exons. The coding region runs from base 1 to 1971 and encodes 656 amino acids. Lineage: Eukaryota; Metazoa; Arthropoda; Insecta; Diptera; Psychodidae.
AUGACAUUUCCUCGACAUUUCCAGCCAUUCCAUACGUUGAAUGGUUUCGUACGAAAGAACAAAUACUUUAAAAGGUUUCUUGUUUUAAAAAUAAUGUUUGUUUUUGAUGAAAAAUCCAAUCAAAAUUCCUUAAUUUCUAAGGAAAUUCAACAGUUAUUUUAUGAUUCUUCCUCAAACGCUCCUUACAGUGAAAAUGUAGAAUUUAUUAAUGAAAAUUUAACGUUUAAUUGGCAAAAAAUAGCGAAGUUAUGCGAUCCAACAGAUUUAUCCUACGAAAACUGCAAAAGGAUCAUUCCUCUGUACAGAGAAGUAUGGAGAGAAGCUGAACAAACCCUAAUCCAAAGAAUUUCACAAAAAUCACCCACACUCAUCCCGCCAAAGCAGUAUUCUUGGACAGGCCGGAGUGAUUUUAUUGAAAGAAUUCUUCAUGAUUUCGUGGAAGGAUCAUCCUCACGCACUUCCACAGUCGAAGCAACUCUUGUCCUUUCUUCAGUCAUUGAGUUUGCACUGGGAAAUGUAUUUUUCACGGUGUCCGGAAAAAUGCCACCUCAUUUACUGCGAGAUGUUCUCACAAUGAAGGAAUUGGAUGAGGUGUUUGGUAAGGAAAAACUUUUCUUCCUGCAAAUCCUCAUGGGAACACCGAAUGGGAUAAAUUUACGAAAUAUCGUUUGGCAUGGAUUUCCAGCACCACAAGAAAUACCACCCUACUACCUCUGUGUUCUUCUUAUGCUUAUUUUCUCACUGGGAAAUAUUCUUAUUGAGAAAAAUCUUCAAGUAGUCCCGAGGAAAAUCCCGUACAAUCCUAUAGAAAUGGCCAAUCGAGAUAUUGUUCUCGAAGUACCUUGGAAAUGCUACAAAAAUGAGGAAAUCCUAAAUUUCUUGAGAGUAUCCGAUCUCAUUUCUAUGCAACACAUUGUUUUCUGGGAAGAAAUCCUAGAGAACUUUCACAGAGGAAACUACGCUUCUGGAAUAAUUCUCAUCUUGCCGCAAUUUGAGCUUAUUCUCAGGAAAAUCUAUGGAGAAGUCAAUGAUGUGGAUAUUAUGGCUCGAAUUGGAUCAUAUUACAUCAUCCUGGAUACAUUCAUGGAGGAAUUCCUUCCAGGAAAUGAGAAAGUUAAUCAAAUUCAUGAAAUUUUUUGCCCAGGAACUCUACAUCUUAUUCAUGACCUCUUCAUGGCGCCCAAAGGACCCAGGAUACGCGAUAAAAUUAGCCAUGGAGAAUUGUCUUUGGAAGAAAUCAAUGAUAGAGAUAUCCUGGAUAAACUAAUUACGCUGGGACUUGGAGUUUUAUCCCACAUUCACGUGAUAAAGGGAAUACAGCAUCCAAUGAAUAAUCUUUUCACAUUCUUGCGAGACUACCGAAGUCAAUUUCAUCCCAACGGGCGACUUUUGAUUGACUUAAACAACAUCCCAUUGAAGUUAAAGGAGAUGAAAUGCAUCAAAGUUCCGGAAGAUUUGGAUUUUGAACUCUCCUUUGGGCAACAACCUGUUCCAGAAAACAGUCUAAGCGCAGAGGAGUUGAAAAUAUUCUUUCGUCCUCCUGAAGAGAUUGAAAUUGUUGGAAUACUCUCAAAAAUUCUCACAAAUGCCCUCUGUGCUGCUACAAAUUUCCACGAAGGACUCCAAGAGCGUCUUUUGAUGUUCAACGCCAAACUUUUGCGAUCCAAAAGGAGAGAAACUCUCAUUAAGUGCCUUAAACUUGCACCUAAAAUCUACAGUUGGCUCCUAGAUCUUCACCAAAUGGUUGAGAAAGUCUUCCUCAUGCUGCAGAAAUAUUCAGCAAGUUCUGAAAGUCCCAAUGAGAUUCUCCAGGACAAUAAGCUAAAGAGACUCUUACGCAAAAUACAGAAAUAUUCUGAAAAUCUCACACAAACCACGCAAGUGUCCACCAAUGACUGGAUUAAAUCAUCCACAGCAGUAGACAGGUCCGUGGAAAUGUUUGGAAAAGUAAUUGUCCUUCUUAAUCGGUAAUGUUACGCAGAAAGGAAUUGUGUGGUGGAUAAAAUCACUUAUUAUGGGGUCUCAAGUGGGGGCUCUGUGGGGAAUGCACUUACGAGCCCACCUGUCCAGCACAUUAAAGUAUCUAUGAUCGUCAUUCAGCCUUUAGGCGUUUGUGCGUCGGCGGAGGAUUCUCCUCACUACCCUGAGAAUUGGAGUCCUCAGAGAAUGGCAUGCUGGACACAAACUCCUGAGAAUCACUGACCAUCGAGAAGCCUUAUUGUAGUGAAAAAGCAAUAAAUUAGCAAUUUUCUAAGGAAUUCAGCUUGAACAGGCAAGAAAGUCGAAAGAAACCAA